Molecule: messenger RNA, 2199 nt
Organism: Aspergillus calidoustus
Lineage: Eukaryota; Fungi; Ascomycota; Eurotiomycetes; Eurotiales; Aspergillaceae
Source: the annotation of a GenBank genome assembly
ACGGGGCCUAAAAGGAGUGGCUGCUGCUGCGGGAAGAACAGGAGUUUAUGACUCAAUUGUGAAGAGUUGUACCCCCUGCGGGAUCCUCAAGAUCCGCUAGCUGAUAAAAAUUUCAGCGAUUGGCUCUCGGGUCAGCCACUGAAAACACCGGUGCCCUUGGCAGUUAGCAUAGCCACAGACAUUGGGAGAAAUCGUUGGUGCCUAAAGGGCCCCAACACAGUCAAAACCGCAAUCUGAAUUUGCAUCGCCUUUGAAGGAAUAUCAUCUCUGGACGCGUGCGAUCGCCCAUUUUGAUUGAGGCUGAGCUGUUUGUUGUGUCUGUAGCUGGCACUCGAUGUGAAGAGCAUGUGUUGGACUGAAGAGUACGUACGCCGCGAUCUCCAACAGAGGCAGAGCUGGAGAUCACAAGAUCACGCCUUCUCUUCUCCCACGUUUAUCCUGUUACUUGCUCGUAAACGGACGCAAAUUCAAAACUCACCAGAAGCGCAAAUCGUCGAUGGACGGCCUGCGCGAAAUUUUAUUAUCGGAGAUCAGUCCACUGCAUCAAAAUAAUGUACUUCACGGCCUCAUUCAGCUCAUCGAUCACCUCCGAUCGCCCGGUCCCCCAUACCACCCAACGAUACUAGACCUCUGCUGCCUCGUCCGGACACUUUGGCAAUUGCGAUCGCUGACAGGGGAGCAAUUAUGGCGGGAUGAUUUAAUGUCUCAAGGAAUCCACUGUAUUCGCGAGGCAAAGGCCGCGAUGGAAGGGUUAUUCGGAGAGUUGAACAAAAAGGUUGUGGAUGACGGCACAGUGACACAAUGGACCCACUCUGCGCUAUGGGCACUAAAUCGAUUUCUGGCCCUGACUCGAUACCUUGUCGCCCCCCAGGAGCAUGGAAUAAGGGAAAUGGUAUUCUUGUCUGCCAGAGGCACGGCCAGGAUCGGUACAAGCUGGACUCCGGUUGCGAAUAUGAGGAUGAGAACGCUGUAUUGCACGAAGUCUGGGCCAAUCGAAAUGUUGGGAUCUUUGAACAUAUCGGCCUUAAAAGCGGUGGAGCAGAGUACUAUGACCCCAUGUUUUGGUCCCGUUGCCCAUCAAGUGCGACCAAGUUCUUCACUGUCGGCCGUGUCUUUAUGAUGUUAUGGGAUGUAAUCGCGCUUGGAAGGGAUCUUCAGGAGGUCACUGAUGAUGAUCCCACAGUUCAUGCCAAUCGGCGCGCAUUAAUGACCAUAGAGAGUGCCUACUCGGGGCCAUACACAGGCCUAGAUACAGUCAGGCGAUUUGUUGUCGUUGCGCAAGGCGUCCGAUCCUCGUAUUGCCUACCAAUAAGUUCGUUCAACGACCAGGGCUGCUCUCAGCAGCAGGAUCGGCAGAAUUACGGCGUUAUUUGCACAGGAGAAAGGUCGCAAACUGCCGACUUUGUUGGGGAAACAGGGAUGAUAUACCCGGCCAUAUACAUUGCUCCUAUAGCUCCUAAGCCUUGGCCUCACAAGGUUCUUCUCAUGACGGAUGUGCCACCUGCGCCUCCGAAUUCCGAACUUCCCUCACUUGAAUUGCCUGCGCAGUGCCGAAUUGACUACCGCCGUCUCUGUGAAGUGGAGCAUAACGUUUGCAGCAGGAAUAUAGGCAUAGUUAGUAGGGAAUCGUUAAAUAUCCUGGAGGAUUACGCUGCGUUCAUUGGAUUGAAAGCUAGGUGGUCUUCAAGUGAAGACAGUGAUGGAAUGGAUUUGACAUGAGAAAGAUUUCAAUCCAGGUGCUUGGCAUAGUUGCGGGAAAGAUGAGGGAAAUCAUCCCUUCCACCACACUGUCCUAAAGAGAGUUCGCAGAUUACUCAUUGGAUAUAAAUAUUCAUUCGGUAGUGGUUUCCUGCACGCCAAGAAGAUGGCUCAGCACCCCGUGACGCGCUAAGCCCACGAAAUACGAUGUACAACUAGCCAUGAGGCCCAAUGCUUCCUCUCCAUAUAAUUCGCUAUAUCCCCAUCACGAUGACCUCCAGAGACCCCUUUCAGCUUCUAAGCUUCGAGUCAGCUGGGAACAUCCUGUACUAUCUCGAUCCUCGGACAGUGGUCCGCUGUGAGCGUGUGAGUAAAGGCUGGAGGGAUUUCAUACGGGUAUGGAUCGUAUCAUCUGGCCUCUCUAGCAACUUUUGCGGGCUGUGGAAUAGUGAAGCCGGGAAGGAACCCACCAUGCGCCUUCGAAAGUUCAAAGAACUAGGU